Molecule: messenger RNA, 606 nt
Organism: Vicia villosa (hairy vetch)
Lineage: Eukaryota; Viridiplantae; Streptophyta; Magnoliopsida; Fabales; Fabaceae
Exons: 1
Coding region: 1-606 (201 amino acids)
Molecular function (GO): RNA-DNA hybrid ribonuclease activity; nucleic acid binding
Source: RefSeq, a predicted model, not a curated record
AUGGGGGCAGUUUUGACAUCUCCGGAUAAUUAUCACAUACCUUUCACAGCAAGAUUAUGUUUUGACUGCACUAAUAACAUCGCUGAAUACGAGGCAUGUAUCCUGGGUAUAGAGGCGGCAAUUGAUAUAAGAAUCAAGAUUCUUGAGGUUUAUGGUGACUCAACACUAGUAAUUCAUCAGUUUAAUAAAGAGUGGGAUACACGAGAUUCUAAGCUAAUCCCAUAUAGGGAUCACAUACUGAAGUUAGCAACUGAAUUUGAAAGAAUCACUUUCAAUCACAUUCCUAGAGAGGAGAAUCAAAUGGCAGAUGCAUUAGCCACUCUUUCCUCUAUGUUUAAAGUAACCUGGCCGAAUCAUAAACCACAAAUAACAGUUAGGCACUUUGAAGAGCUUGUCUAUUGUCUUGCUGUCGAAGAACGGCCUGAUGACAAACCGUGGUUUCAUGAUAUCAAAAGGUACUUGGAAAGGCAAGAAUGUCCAGAGAAUGCAUCCACGAUUGACAAAAAGAUAUUGAGAAGGUUGGUAGCAAAAUUCUUCCUGAGUGGAGAUAUACUAUACAAACGAAACUAUGACUCAUUGCUACUAAGGUGUAUGGAUGAAAAAUAA